This is a messenger RNA of Penicillium malachiteum, 1368 nucleotides long. RefSeq lists its product as uncharacterized. The record is from RefSeq and is a predicted model, not a curated record. The transcript is spliced from 4 exons. NCBI's taxonomy places the organism in Eukaryota, Fungi, Ascomycota, Eurotiomycetes, Eurotiales, Aspergillaceae. Bases 1 to 1368 code for a protein of 455 amino acids.
AUGCCACAACAAAAGCAGGGAACAAAGCGCGUCAACUCUGAACCAGAAGCUGAUGGAGCUGCACUCAAGCGAUGUGGCAUCAAGCCGUAUACCAGGUGGCGUCACGAAGGCCCACCCAUAACUGAGUAUGAGCAUAUUCCGAAGGGCUGGAAUUCAGAUGACAAUGAUAUCCACGAGGAUGACAUUCUCGCUAAUAUCGAAAGGUGCAAGAAUCGAAUCGAAGACGGGAUCAUGCCUCAGUGGUGGGAGAAGACUCUCAAGAAAUAUGAGCGAUUUAAGGCUGAAAUUGAUAAGGAAAUUCAAGAGAACAAAGGUCUUGAUCUAUACGUGAUUUAUCGUCUGAAGGAUCUCGAAGGGAUGAAGAAUCAGCUCGAGAAUAAUGGCGAUAAACGAAAGUUACUUCCAAAUAUCAAUGCAAUUAUCAAAGCAUAUAGAUCGGACGAAUUAGCAUGGCAAGAUGGGUUAGUGACAUAUUGGGCGAAGGGUAAAAAUGUUAGUGGUCAGCCAAAAGAAUUCACCUGGGAAAAUUAUGAUUUCUAUUGCAAAAAACAUGGCGGCGGGUCCAAAGACUUUUGGGUGGAAGGGCUUCAUGGUCCGGGUUCCUUAUGUUCUUUUCCUGUCGUUGCACCUAAUAACAGAGCCUUUAAUAUUGAGGCAAAGGACCCGCAGAGUCUACAUGAGAUUGAUUUCACUCUUCGAAUCCCCGCUAGAGCCACAAAGGAUGAUGACAGCGAAGACAUUCAAAGGGAAUCGGAGGAAGAGGGCAAAACCAACGAUGAUGAAGAGGAAAAAAGCAGGGAUGAUGAAGACACGAGCAUAGAGCUGAACUUCUUAGAUGACACUGGCGCCGCAGUCAUGGUCAUUUAUGAGGACGACUUGGAAAGGAUUGAGAACAAAGCCCACCAGACCGCCACAGUGGUCGGAGGUGGACGUUUAAACGGAAUUUUUAGCCAUUCAUUUAUUGUAAUUCAUAGAAUUGAGGUCAAUAUGCGGGAUACUAAGGGCAAUUACCUGGCCCCAUGGACCACAAUUCAAGUUGCUGUCAUCGGGGGUGAUCGCCCCAUGAGUUGGAUGCGUCUCAGUGGGCCAUGGAUGAGACAUCGCUUUUUUGUGGGAACUUCCCCAAAUAAGCGAGGUCUGUUAUGCGUUGCAAAGAAUAAGACCCUUUUCAAGCGUUUGAUAGAAGCGAUCCCUCAGAAAGAGGUGGAUGGGAAAAUCGCCGACCUUACGCUCUCUUCAAAAGCCCCAGGUCACUUAUUUGCGUUUCCUCGUGGAUGGGAAUUAAAAAUGGCUCGCGGUGAAGUUAUUGGAGAUCCUGCAGAUAAUGAUGAUAACGUUGAAGAACCGGUACCAAGUAUUGAGCAGUGA